Erythranthe guttata (spotted monkey flower) is the source of this 2622-nucleotide messenger RNA. RefSeq names its product pentatricopeptide repeat-containing protein At3g53360, mitochondrial. Gene Ontology annotation, molecular function: RNA binding; protein binding. Gene Ontology annotation, biological process: RNA modification. The record is from RefSeq and is a predicted model, not a curated record. NCBI's taxonomy places the organism in Eukaryota, Viridiplantae, Streptophyta, Magnoliopsida, Lamiales, Phrymaceae.
AUCAUUUCUGUAUUGUUGAAAAAUUUAUUGCCUGAUUCACGAUUUACUUGCUUAAUACAAUGUAGGAGUGGUUGGAAUCUGCAGCUGAUUUUAAGAGUUUGUAUACUGUGAGGCAUAUGGACUUUUGGAAAUAUCUGCAUUUUUCCUCAAAAAAAUGAUUAAAAUUUUGCAGCCUACGCUAAAAUAUUCCUGUAGCCAUGUCAUCACCCGUGGCCUCCAAAAUAUCGCAAAUCCUAUUUUCGAGAAUAGACAAUCAAUUAACGCUGACUUAAAAUCCCUCUGCAAGCAAAAACAUUUCAAAGACGCCCUUCGGCUAUACGAUGUUAUAGAAAAGGGUGGUGAUUGUAUGGUAGAUGCAAGCACCUUUACUCAUUUGAUCUCCGCAUGCUCGUUUUUAAGAUCAAGAGAAUAUGGAAGAAAAAUCCACAACCAUAUUCUGAAAUCCAACUUGCUGCCAGAUAUGAUUCUCGAGAACCAUAUUGUCAAUAUGUACGGAAAAUGUGGGUCGACAAAUGAUGCUAGGAAAGUGUUCGAAAAUAUGCCUGAAAGAAAUGUGGUGACGUGGACUUCGUUAAUUGCUGGAUACUCACAGAACGGUAGGGAUAUCGAAGCCUUAAAAUUGUAUGUGCAAAUGCAGCAGUCUGGUUUUACGCCAGAUCACUUUACAUUUGGAAGUGUGAUUAAAGCUUGUUCGAGUAUUGCAGAUGCUGGUUUGGGUGGGCAGUUGCAUGGCCAGGUAAUCAAAUCUGAAUUUGGGUCCCACCUAAUAGCUCAAAACGCUCUUAUUGCAAUGUACACCAAGUUUGCUCUGAUCAAUGAGGCGUGCGAUGUUUUCUCGUGCAUCGAGAAAAAGGAUUUGAUUUCAUGGAGUUCGAUGAUUUCCGGGUUUUCAAAACUCGGUUAUGAGUUAGAAGCUCUAAACUGUUUCAAGAAAAUGCUCUCUCAGGGUAGCUACAUUCCAAACGAGUUCAUUUUCGGAAGUGUUUUCAGUGCUUGUGGCUCUCUCGUUCAGCCAGAAUAUGGGAGGCAGAUACACGCGAUAAGUAUAAAAUACGGGUUUGAAGGCGAUGCUUUUGCAGGUUGCUCAUUGACCGAUAUGUAUGCAAAAUGUGGCUUUUGGUAUUCGGCAAAAACAUCUUUCCAACUUAUAGAAAAUCCCGAUAUAGUGUCCUGGAAUGCCGUUAUAUCCGGCUUUGCAUAUGGCGGUGAUGCAAAUCAAGCCAUGGCAUUAUUUUCUCGAAUGAGGCGUUUCGCCACGUCAGCACCAGAUGACAUCACAGUCCGUUCUUUGCUCUGUGGGUUCACUGAACCAUGUACCCUCUCCCAAGGGAAACAGGUCCACUCGUAUAUUAUAAAGAUCGGACUAAAUCUAGACAUUCCAGUGUCUAAUACUUUACUUACAAUGUAUGCUAAUUGCUCAGGCUAUAUAGAUGCAUAUAAAAUGUUCGACGAAAUUCAAAGCAACGCAGAUUUAGUCUCUUGGAAUGCUAUUAUCACUACAUGCAUGCACCAAAAUCUGGUUACAGAAGUUUUCUCGUUAUUUAAAAUGAUGCUGCUAUUACACGGAAGACCGGAUUAUAUUACUUUAAGUAAUAUACUAGGGGCUUGUGGAAAAGUUUCCUCUUUAGGAAUGGGCGAUCAAGUUUAUUGCUGUGCGAUGAAAAAGGGGCUCGACAAUGACAUAAUGGUCACAAAUGGAUUAAUUGAUAUGUAUGUAAAGUGUGGAUCAAUCGAAAGAGCGAGAAAGCUCUUCGACUGUACAAGAAAUACCGAUGUUAUCUCGUGGAGUAGUUUAAUUAUGGGGUAUGCACAAUUUGGUUAUGGAGAAGAAGCGUUGAGUCUCUUUAAGAGAAUGAAAGGUCAUGGUAUAAAACCGAACCAGGUAACUUUUGUCGGAGUUUUGACAGCUUGCAGCCAUGUUGGACUUGUGGAAGAAGGGAUGGAGCUGUUUGAGUCAAUGGAACAAGAAAGCGGUGUGGGCCCCACAAGAGAGCAUUUCUCGUGUGUGGUCGAUUUGCUCGCUCGGGCGGGGAGAAUCGAAGCAGCAGAAGCUUUUAUUGGUCGGAUGGGAAUUUACGAGCCUGAUAUUGUGAUGUGGAAGACUCUAUUGGCUGCAUGCAGAAAUCGAGGGAAUCUUGAAGUUGGAAAACGGGCGGCGGAGAAUAUUCUGAGAAUCGAUCCGUUUAAUUCGACCGCUCAUGUGCUGCUUUGUGGAAUAUACGCUUCGGCUGGUGAGUGGAGUGAUGUGGCGGCUUUGAGAAGUUCGAUGAGAGAGAAAGGUGUCCGGAAAGUUCCGGGGCGGAGCUGGAUUGAAAUCGAGGAUCGAAUACAUGUUUUCUCUGCAGAAGAUGGAUUGCAUUUUGAGAGGGGCAAGAUAUUUGAAGUGGUGGAGGAGCUUUGGUUGCAGAUUCUUGAUUAUGGUUUUAUCCCAUUUUUGGAUUAGAGGAUAUUUUGUAAGGUGUAUGUAUAUAAUGUUUUUUGCCCUAAGUCAUUUAAUUAGCUGUUGACUUAUUGCCAUUUUUGGCAAUUUGUUCAAACUCAAUGAAUUGUUUUUUCUUUUCUUUUUUAUAAUUAUUUUGUAGUCAGAACCAAAAGAUUUAAAUUUAAUGAAGGGAUCACUAU